Molecule: messenger RNA, 754 nt
Organism: Carcharodon carcharias (great white shark)
Lineage: Eukaryota; Metazoa; Chordata; Chondrichthyes; Lamniformes; Lamnidae
Product: chymotrypsin-C-like
Exons: 7
Coding region: 125-736 (203 amino acids)
Biological process (GO): proteolysis
Molecular function (GO): serine-type endopeptidase activity
Source: RefSeq, a predicted model, not a curated record
ACCAACCACAUUUGGAGAGCAAUAAAAAGUAACAACACAAGAGAAACAGGUUUCUCUCCAAUAUUUAAAAAAUGAUAAUUGGACUCACAAUUGUGGAGGAUCUCUCAUCGCAACAAACUGGGUCAUGACUGCUGCUCACUGCAUCAGCAAGAGACAGACAAACCGGGUGGUGCUCGGCAAACACAACCUCAAGACUUCAGAACUGGGAUCAAUUUCAGUUGAAAUUGCUCCAGGGAACAUGUUUGUCCAUGAGAAAUGGAAUCCAAUAUUUCCUGCUCUUGGGUAUGACAUUGCACUCAUCAAGCUUUCCAACCCGGUGACUCUGAGCAACUCAAUAGAGCUGGGCUGCAUUCCUGCCCCUAAUACUGUGCUUCCCAACAACUAUCCCUGCUUUGUAACAGGAUGGGGUCGACUCUAUACAAACGGUCCCAUUGCUGACAAUCUCCAGCAGGCCCUUAUGCCGGUUGUAGAUCACGCAACAUGUUCCAGACCAGACUGGUGGGGUUUUACCAAGAAAAAGACAAUGGUUUGUGCUGGUGGAGAUGGCAUUGUUGCUGGAUGCAAUGGGGACUCUGGUGGACCUCUGAACUGCCGGGCUACUGAUGGAACCUGGGAAGUGCAUGGCAUUGCCAGUUUUGUAUCUAACUUGGGUUGCAAUGCCAAGAAGAAGCCCACCGUUUUCACUCGUGUUUCUGCCUUUAAUGGCUGGGUUACUCAGAUAAUGGCGAACAACUGAAGUGAGUCACAAGAGGUG